Molecule: messenger RNA, 804 nt
Organism: Zychaea mexicana
Lineage: Eukaryota; Fungi; Mucoromycota; Mucoromycetes; Mucorales; Lichtheimiaceae
Exons: 3
Coding region: 1-804 (267 amino acids)
Source: RefSeq, a predicted model, not a curated record
AUGACUAACAGCACUAACAGUGAAUCAAACAAUGCAGACGAAGUUGCACUUAGCCAGAUCAAUGAUCAUAUAAGCCUUAUUUAUGGUGCCAAUAACCUUGUAAACUUCACUUUUGAUGCAGAUCCAGGUGAGGAAAUUGCAGCUGUUAAUCCACUGCUGUCCGAUGAAGAAAUUGUUGGUGCUGUUCAUAAUGAAAGAAUAACUGAUGAUGAUGUUGUUGACAAAGGCAACGAAGAUGCUAACAUGACUGUUUCAUCUGAACCUGUUACACCAGUAUAUAGUACAGCUGUGGGUCGCUCGUUGUCACUUUCGGGCAAUGGUGCGAUUAAUCAUAACAUGGGGAGCCAAGCCUAUUUUCAUGGUGGUACUCAACCAGCCAUUUCUGAACGAUCGCUGGAGCCAUCGCCGCUCCCACCUCCGUCAGUAACUGCAGGUAUGACCGGUGCUGCUGGAGCUGAUGGAUCGGCUGUUGCUACACACAACAACAAGAAUAACCGGCUAUCCAAGCCAGGACAACAACAACAGCAACAGGAGCAAUACGAUCCCAACCGACGCAAUCCCCAUGCCAGCUGGAUGUCUCAAGCAUCCACUAUCGAACCUUUCUGUACAGCAGCUACAUACAAUUACGUUACACAACCCUAUCAACUUCCUGUAGCAACCUCACCAGUCGAACGACCUCCUACUACUAUCAUCCGCGAAUCCACCUAUAACAAUCUCCAUGCACCAAUUUUCCAUUUCAGUGUUCCGCCAGACGACAAUGCUGUCCUAGCUGAUUGGUGCAAGGUUUUAGUGGAGUCGUCGUAG